GGUUGUUACGUUGUAACUACUCGCCUCUCAUCGCAAACGAGCCGCACAGCCGAGCGGGCUGACGUUGUAGCUUAACUGAAGUCUCGUUAGUAUGUGCAGCGGCGCGUGCGAGGCGGUUUCCUACAAACAUUCCGGAUUUUUGUGGAUUUUCAGUCGGUAAAAGAAGUCGAGCUUCCGCAGGAGGAUACAGAGCAGCAAGAUGCGAAAUAUGAUCCUGAUGGCGCUUCUGCUGGUUCGCCUGCCAACAGAGCUGCUGUCCGUUACAGUGAAUGUUCCAGAGACGGAGAGGAGGACGAUGCUGUUUGCCUCUGUGAUUCUGCGCUGUGACUACUCAACCUCAGCGAACCAGCAGGACGUCCUGGUCUCCUGGAAGUUCAAAUCCUUCUGUAAAGACCCUGUACUGGAUUACUACUCGACAGCCUAUCAGGCAGCUCUGCUGCUCCGUCAGGACCCCUCCAAUGACUGCCCGGACCGCCAGCGCACAGUUCGUACUGUGAUCCAGAAACGGGGCAUCAAUGAGCCCAUCCUGGGUGCAGAAUACAGGAACCGCAGAAUUACAAUUCGAAACACUGCUGAUCUGGUCAUCACUGAGGUGAUGUGGUGGGAUAAUGGUGUGUAUUUUUGCACCAUUGAUGCGCCCGGUGACACAACAGGGGACUCGGAUCGUGAAGUCAAGCUCAUCGUGUUCCACUGGCUGACGGUCCUGUUAAUCAUCAUCGGUGGUCUCCUGCUCAUCAUGCUCUUUUGCAUAUGCUGCUGUCAGUGCUGCCCGCAAAAUUGUUGCUGCUAUGUCCGCUGCCCUUGUUGUCCUCGGACAUGCUGCUGUCCAGAAAAAGCUGUGAUGGAGCACAAGAUGCUGAAAGAAGCUCGGAAAGCUAUGUUACCCUGGAUGAAUGGUCAGCCCAUUUAUGCUCCCAUCAGCUCCAAUGCUUCCUCCCAGGGCGUUCCCAUUCUGUAUUCAGAUUCAUACUCAGACUACCCAAACAAGCACAACUUUGCCAUGGCUCCCAUGCAGCUGUCACCCAUGGGCCUACAGCAGCAGCCGCCGCCUCCUCCUUUACACUAUGGCAACAGCAGUGUGCGUGGCAGCAUUCAUGGUAACAACCAAGUGUUGGAAUACUUCGAGAAUCAAGUGAGAGGGCUUGAUGUCAUUGCACCAGGGAUGGCUCCUCAUGCUGUCCAGAAUGUGCCUCCAUUACAGGCUCAGCCUGCUCCUCCACAAGUUUCCUACACACCAGGGCCUCCGAGUGUGUUGUCAGCACUGGAUGAGAUGGGGACGAGAGGGAUGGAGAGAAGAGUGAUCACCCUGCCUCCUAUUAUUCAGCGUGUACCCAGCUUUUCUUCACGCAGGGGCCCUGGUGGUGGAGAUGGAACUAGGGGGGCUCUCAGGAUGUCCAGCCAGUCCAGUGGGAGUACAAACCGCUCAGCAGGUGGUCUCCACCGCAACAGUCGUGGAUCAAGAGACAGAUACAGAAGUGCCUCUCCUCCCAGGCGGGGAAUCCUGCGUGAUUACAUUGAUGAUUCGGAUAGGGACACCAGGCGGGGAAGAGCAUCUCACAGGAGGAACGAGAGAGGGAGUUCGUCCAGGCACCGUGCCCGAAGUCGCGAUGACCUCAUGGAUGAGCUGCAAAGCAGAGCUCCUCGUAGGCAGAGGAGCUACUCACCUCCCCUGCACUGCAACGGGUCCUGGAGCUCAGAUGAAGAGGACAGUAUGAGAAGAAAAGGAGGAAAAGGGAGGGACUGGUCAGAGUUGCCUCCCAGCUACCACUCCAUCGACAUUCAGCCUCCACGCAGUAACAACCAGAGGAACUACGACCGCCUUUCUGAUCGAAGCUCCCAUAGCAACACCACCGUAGUCAUCUGAAACAUUUCUGUCUUUUGAUCUUUUCUUGAAAACGGUAAAAAUAAUGAUGAAGAAGUCGGUGCCUGUUUGGUCACCUGGAAGGAACAAAGAUGUUGUUGAUUCAUUUAGUAGUGUAAACAUAUUGUAUGAGUAUAAUUGUACCGUUAUGCCGUUACUGCGCGUAACGGCACCAAAAAUAACUGUUCGGGUGAUGGUGUAUACUGCAGGUGAUGUGCAGCUGCAUGAAGUCAUAUUAUUGAUUGUUAUUAAUAUGAUUGUAUGGGAUUCUUGUCCUAGUUCUCUUGAAUUGUCUUAUGUGUGGUGAUGGAUUUUUUGGGUUAAGUGCGUUUGUCGUUGUAAAAAGGUGUCUGUGCUGAAAAAGAUCCAGGACUCGCAGAAGAGAUUCCUACUUUCUAGUUUUACUUUCUGGUUAAGCAUAAGUUUAAUAAAGAUACAGUGUUUAUUUGUUUUUAUUUUUGUUUUGCUCUUAAGUUUGUUUUUUACAGUAAUUUCUUUUUUGCCUUCCUUACGCUAUUUAAAAAUUGUUUUUAUAUAUAUGUAUAUAUUUUUUUUUAUCCAUUGUACGUGGAUAAAGCAGUAACGGUAGCAAUGGAAACUACAUUUGCAGGAAGAUGGACUGAUUAGUGGAUGUUUUGAGAUCUGGAUGCACCCACACCGAAAUAUAAUUGUGACUGGAUUUUUUUUUUUUUAAUAGAGAUGUAACUUUGUUGUAAAGUAUGUGUUUUUAAUAAAAUCUUUACAAU
Neolamprologus brichardi is the source of this 2607-nucleotide messenger RNA. It is a transcript of the gene ildr1b, whose product is annotated as immunoglobulin-like domain containing receptor 1b. Gene Ontology annotation, molecular function: high-density lipoprotein particle receptor activity. NCBI's taxonomy places the organism in Eukaryota, Metazoa, Chordata, Actinopteri, Cichliformes, Cichlidae. The record is from RefSeq and is a predicted model, not a curated record. Gene Ontology annotation, cellular component: plasma membrane.